Molecule: messenger RNA, 807 nt
Organism: Komagataella phaffii GS115
Lineage: Eukaryota; Fungi; Ascomycota; Pichiomycetes; Pichiales; Pichiaceae
Exons: 1
Coding region: 1-807 (268 amino acids)
Biological process (GO): anaphase-promoting complex-dependent catabolic process
Cellular component (GO): anaphase-promoting complex
Source: RefSeq, a predicted model, not a curated record
AUGUACCCUAGUAAGGAGGAAUCAAAAUUAAGCGUCUCCAUUUUGGAAAGAAAAAAGACUAAGAAGACAACACAGAACAAUUCCUUCGCACCUCCAUUGACGUCCUACUCAUCCGAAACACCGGGGUCUACCUCCCUGACGAGGAAUCAUGAGUCUCGUGGUCCCAAUAAUGGCCUUAUAAUUACAGAAGAAACCUCAGUACAUCAACACAACUUGAACUACCUUUCACAUCAGGUUUCAAGUAAGCUAAAUGAGCUUGAUAGUUAUAGAACCCUGGGAUUUAACUAUCUCCAACCACCAGGCAUAUCCACAACUAUGAAAAUGAGAAAAGCCCAGGAGAAAGAACAGAAGGAACACAGUCACACACAAGAGGUUCAUACUACCGAACAAGCUCAUUACAGCCAGAUUAAUUCAGAAGAAGUGGGCAAUUCGGCCAUGUCCUUGAUUGAUAUGGAUAGCAGUUUCCACAUGGAUUACGAGGGGCUCAAUAACUCCAAUAUGUUGGAUGAUCAAAGCAAUAUUUCAGCGCAAUCUCAUGAAGAUUCGGUAAGCUUCGAUGAAGAUGAAAAUGUUGACUCCGAUUUCAUGGUUAUAGAAGAGGACGAAGAUGAAGAUGAGGAGUUUGAAGUUGGAGAAAUUGAAAGUCCAGAGAGACAGAAUGAAAUAAACGAAGACGAUAGGGUGUUAGCAAUUACAGCUCCGACUAGAUUUCAGAGCAAUAGACUGCAUCCUAGGUUUUCCAGCGGGUCUGUCAAUUCUAAUUCUCACUUGAGAAAUGAAGUCACCUACUCGGAAGAUGAAUGUUGA